Messenger RNA from Cadophora gregata, 1359 nucleotides. RefSeq lists its product as uncharacterized. Bases 1 to 1359 code for a protein of 452 amino acids. The transcript has 2 exons. The record is from RefSeq and is a predicted model, not a curated record. NCBI's taxonomy places the organism in Eukaryota, Fungi, Ascomycota, Leotiomycetes, Helotiales, Ploettnerulaceae.
AUGCGCAGAGUCGAGAUCCUCGAGUCUCCUGUCCAUCUCUGCUUUGUUCUGUGUUUAAGCAACCUCAAUCACCUUCGGGCGAUUGUGCCAGUGCUUCCCCAUUUCCUUUGCAGUAUGAUUCAUGUAUCUUUUCCACGGCCGCUCAGCAAAGUGACUCAAGCUGUCGUUAUAAUUACCAUUACUUUAUCAAUAUGCUUUGGGCUCUCCCAUGUCUCAGGAACUCCGUCUCUCUCUCAGCACCGAGUCUUUCCAGACGAUAGGAUAACCACCGCAUCCGCCAAAGAUGGAAACGCAACGCUCCUGGCUGCGGCACCCGCCUAUAUUCAAGCGAUAAUGAACUCGAGCGACACAACGUUUCCACGGCUCGAAUGCCGACAGAUAAACUCGGCUCGGUAUGGAUAUCUCGGAUAUUCCGAUACAGACCAAAAAUACUUCUUCGCGCUCGACCUUCAUGAAAGCGCGAAGCUACUGCCCCGCCUUCUCGGGUCGAUCGUGGAGACCAUGAACUUCCUUGGGCCUGAGCGGUGCUCACUGUCGGUUGUGGAAGGCCAUUCGAAUGAUGGAACGUUCGAGAUACUGAAGCUGUUGCGGAAUGCUAUUGAGAAGACAGGCGCAACGUAUCAUUUCGUGUCAAGUCCUCUCGAUACAUCGCAAGGGGAACGAAUAGAGAAACUGGCGCAGUUAAGGAAUCUCGCUGUUGAGCCCCUAGUCACUUCGUCAAGUAUCGCCGAUACUACGGUUAUAUUUUUCAACGAUGUUGCUAUUUGCUCAGAGGAUAUUUUGGAAUUGCUUCAUCAGCGCAUUUACCAAGCGGCAGACAUGACUUGCGGAAUGGAUUGGACAUAUGUUGGACAGGAUCCCACUUUCUACGAUGUCUGGAUAGCGCGAGGCAUGACAGGCGACUCAUUCUUCAACAUCCCAGAAGACGGAAACUGGAACUCAGCCUGGAACCUCUUCUGGAACGACGAUGCAUCCCGGCAAAAACUCAACAGUCAUCAACCAUUUCAGGUGUUCUCUUGUUGGAAUGGCGCUACGGCUUUCUCGGGGAAAGUGCUAAAAAAGGUGCAGUUCCGGCACUCGAAAAAGAAUGAGUGUUAUCAGGGGGAGCCAAAACUGUUUUGUAAGGAUAUGUGGCAUCAGGGCUUUGGCAGGAUUGCUGUAGUUCCAACUGUGAAUAUAGAGUACUCGGACGAGGCGGCUAUGAAGAUUAAGGCCCUGAAGGGCCAUGUGUCGGAUUGGGCAGGAAAGCCAGAAAGUACGGAUGAGAAAAUAGAAUGGGCAAUGAAGCCGCCGGAGAAGGUGAAGUGUAUGAGGAACUAUGGCGACCAAAUAUGGGUCCCGUGGGAUGAGAAUAUAUAG